AGAGCCAGGAUGUCACAUCGCACCAUCCACCUGUUCCGGAAGGGACUUCGGCUCCACGACAACCCAACCCUGCUGGCUGCCCUGGAGUCCUCCCAAGUCAUCUACCCUGUCUACAUCCUGGAUGAGAAGUUCAUGACAUCAGUCAUGCACAUGGGGACCCUGAGGUGGCAUUUUCUGCUGCAGUCCCUGGAAGAUCUGCAGAAGAACUUGUGUCAGCUGGGUUCCUGCUUGCUGGUUCUUCAAGGAGAGUAUGAACUUGUUCUUAGAGAUCAUGUCCAGAAGUGGAAGAUCACCCAAGUGACUCUGGAUGCAGAGAUGGAACCAUUUUACAAGGAGAUGGAGGCCAACAUACGACAUCUGGGAGAUGAGCUGGGCUUUGAGGUGCUCUCCCUGGUGGGCCACACUCUGUACAACACCCAACGGAUUUUGGAGCUGAAUGGGGGGAACCCUCCCCUGACCUACAAGAGGUUCCUUCACAUUCUGUCCCUGCUGGGUGACCCGGAGGUGCCAGUCAGAAGUGUCACAGCUGAAGACUUCCAGAGAUGCAGGCCCCCUGACCCGGGCCUGGCUGGGUGUCACAGGGUGCCUCUCCCUGUGGAUUUGAAGAUCCCCCUGGAGAACCUUUCCCCCUGGAGAGGAGGGGAGACCGAAGGGCUGCGGCGCCUGGAGCGACACUUGACUGACCAGGGCUGGGUGGCCAAUUUCACCAAACCCAGGACAAUCCCCAAUUCUCUGCUUCCAAGCACCACGGGCCUGAGCCCCUAUUUCAGUUUGGGCUGCUUGUCAGUUCGGACCUUCUUCUACAGGUUGUCCAACAUUUAUGCUCAGGCCAAGGAUCACUCUCUGCCCCCAGUGUCACUCCAAGGGCAGCUUCUGUGGAGGGAAUUCUUCUAUACGGUGGCAUCAGCCACCCCAAACUUCACCAGGAUGGCUGGGAACCCCAUCUGCCUCCAGAUCAGCUGGUACGAGGACGCAGAGCAGCUCCACAAGUGGAAAACGGCACAGACGGGCUUCCCAUGGAUUGAUGCCAUCAUGACCCAGCUGCGCCAGGAGGGCUGGAUCCACCACCUGGCCCGGCACGCGGCCGCCUGCUUCCUGACCCGGGGGGACCUGUGGAUCAGCUGGGAAGAGGGCAUGAAGGUGUUUGAGGAGCUGCUCUUGGAUGCUGACUACAGCAUCAACGCUGGGAACUGGAUGUGGCUCUCAGCCAGUGCCUUCUUCCACCAGUACACAAGGAUCUUCUGCCCAGUUCGCUUUGGGAAGCGCACGGACCCCCAGGGCCACUACAUCAGGAAAUACCUGCCUGUACUAAAGAACUUUUCCUCCAAGCACAUCUAUGAGCCCUGGACAGCAUCUGAGGAGGAGCAGAAGGAAGCAGGAUGUAUCAUAGGCCGGGAUUACCCCUUCCCCAUGGUGAACCACCCAGCAGCCAGUGCCCACAACCUGCAGAGGAUGCGGCAGGUCCGGGAGGAGCAGCACAGAACAGCCCAGCUCACCAGAGAUGAUACAGAUGACCCAAUGGAAAUGAAGGUAAAACGUGACCACUCUGAAGAAAAUGUAUCGAGAGGAAAAGUGACCAGGAUGGGAGAACAAACAGAGGUCCCAUCAGGGAUUGCCCCUGGGGAGCCAAAAAGUGGUCAAGGGGGAGACCCAGAGGAGAGUUGA
Messenger RNA from Chaetura pelagica (chimney swift), 1665 nucleotides. Its product is annotated as cryptochrome-1-like. The coding region runs from base 10 to 1665 and encodes 551 amino acids. Gene Ontology annotation, molecular function: DNA binding; FAD binding. The record is from RefSeq and is a predicted model, not a curated record. The transcript has 10 exons. Gene Ontology annotation, cellular component: nucleus; cytoplasm. Gene Ontology annotation, biological process: entrainment of circadian clock by photoperiod; circadian regulation of gene expression. NCBI's taxonomy places the organism in Eukaryota, Metazoa, Chordata, Aves, Apodiformes, Apodidae.